This is a messenger RNA of Sphaeramia orbicularis (orbiculate cardinalfish), 4036 nucleotides long. RefSeq names its product MMS19 homolog, cytosolic iron-sulfur assembly component (gene mms19). The record is from RefSeq and is a predicted model, not a curated record. Gene Ontology annotation, cellular component: cytosolic [4Fe-4S] assembly targeting complex; MMXD complex. The transcript has 31 exons. NCBI's taxonomy places the organism in Eukaryota, Metazoa, Chordata, Actinopteri, Kurtiformes, Apogonidae. Bases 9 to 3101 code for a protein of 1030 amino acids.
GAGGCACCAUGGCUGCGGACAGAACCUUACUGCUGUCUCUGGUGGAGGAAUUUGUGUCAGGACUGCAGGACAGCAAGGCCAAAGAUACCUCAAAAGGUGUCAAAGAUGGACAGUUUACAGUACUGCAGCUGGUGGAGGCGCUGGGACUAAGUCUAACCAGCUCUCAGCCUCACACUCGAGCCAGAGGAGUCCAGCUGCUCUCUGAAGUUUUACAAGAGUGUUAUGGAGAUCUAACAGAGAGAGAAGUGGAAGUGCUUAUUGCCUUCUAUGAAAACCGCUUGAAGGACCAUUAUGUCAUCACGCCGCCUGUGUUGCGGGGCCUCAAAGCAUUGACCAAAUGUACAGUGUUGCCACCUGGCUCAGCUGUGUCCAUGCUGAGGUCCUUGUUCCAGGACGUUCAUGUUCAGUCUCUGAUGCUGGCAGAGAGAGCAUGCGUUUACAACAUGCUCAUCAAUCUCAUGGAGACCAGGGAGGCUGAACUGAAGGGUUUAGGAGCAGACUUUGUCUUUGGAUUUGUCCAAUCGAUGGAUGGGGAGCGGGAUCCUCGCAACCUGCUUUUGGCCUUUCAGAUUGCAAAGACCAUCAUCAGUCGGGGUUAUGAUCUAGGUAAAUUCACUGAAGAGCUGUUCGAAGUGACGUCCUGUUAUUUCCCCAUCGACUUCACCCCUCCUCCCAAUGACCCACAUGGCAUCACCAAAGAAGACCUGAUCCAGAUGUUGCGGGCUGUCCUCACUGGGACACCAAAGUUUGCCGAGUUUCUGUUACCGCUCAUUAUUGAGAAGCUCGACUCGGAUGUUCAGAGCGCUAAGCUGGACUCGCUGCAGACUCUGACUGUGUGUGUGUCUCAGUAUGAACAUAAGGACCUGGCUGAGUUCCUCGAGGGACUGUGGGUUUCAAUUCGCCGAGAGGUGUUUCAGACAUCCAGCGAGAGGAUUGAGUCUGCAUGCCUCGCUGCUCUCACCGCGCUCACUUCCUGUCUGUCUCGCUCGGUCCUGAGUUCUGAAUCUGAAGACUGUCUCAGCACCUUUCUAGAUCUCGUUCUCAAAGACUGUAAACAUCACCUGAGUGAACCCGACCUGAAGCUUGUGUGGCCCAGUGCCAAGCUGCUGCAGGCGUCAUGCAGCGCCUCCAUCAGGGCGAGCCAUGUCAUAACAGCUUCUGUCAUGCCCAACAUUGUGGAGCAGUACAACAGCAGAACACAGUGUUCCCACAGACGGACGUUACUGGAGGUGGUGCAGCGAUUCAUCCAGUCUGUAAAAACAGGCCAGUCUUCAGAGAAUGAAGACAGUGUGUUCUUAGCGUACCGUGAGUCCCUGUGCUCGAUGGUGUUUUCAGCUCUGUCUGAGAGUAACAGCAGCCUGCAGAUCACAGCCACUUCAGUCCUCACGUCACUGGGACAACAAACAGGUCUGUUGUUGAACUCUGACAUUGAACUGGCGGUGGAUCACCUGACCAGGCUGUUGCUGACGGAGGACGACGACAGAGUCUGCCUUGCAGUGGUGGAGUGUGCUGGCGCUUUAGCAGAAUUACAUCCGGUGGUCUUCAUCACUAAAAUGAUCCCAGGGCUAAAGACGGAGAUAUUUUCUGCACUCAUGGAUCAAGACAACACAGAGGCCUCCGAAAAGCUUUCCCAUCAUGCAGUGCGUCAGCGGUGUUUGUCUGCUCUUGCUGCUGUGUCCGUCCACCCCAGUGUUGUCCAGGAGAGCACACCGGUCCUCCUGGAAGUCCUCAGUUCAGCACACACAGGUAGUGUGAAUUUCUUGGUGGAGGAGGUGGUACUGGCGUGCCGCAGCCUGCAGAGGAUCGCAGAGCAGGUUCAGGACACAGAGGAGACCGGGCGAUGCUUCCAUGAGGUCAUCAUCCCUCGCCUGUUGGGACUGACACUUCAGGCAGCUCUGCAGGAUGAAGGGUCGUCUGGUCAUCGUAGUCCUCUGGUGGAGGAGGCUGUCCUGUCUGCUAUGGUCCCCGUCAUCAGCACUUCCUGUUCCAGGCUCCAGCCCCAGUUGGCAGAACAGACGGCAUCGAGGGCUACAUCCCUCUUCCUAAACGGAGACGUCUCAUUUUUGCCCGACAACUCCUUCCCUUCACACAUCCAGCUGCUCAAGAAGCAGCAGGGCAGCACUUGGAGGCAGUCCCAGAUGGUCUGUCUGCUCAUGGGCUGUGUGUGUUCAUUACCUCCCAGUGUGCGGAUACCUCAGUUAGAUGAGCUGUUGUCAGAGCUGGAGGAGAUGAGCUGUACCUGCACACACACGCUGUCAUACACCUCUGCUGCAAAGUGCUUUGCAGGCCUGAUCAACAAGAGUCUACAGGGUGACGCUCUGGACAGCCUCAUUCAGAGGACAGUGAGGAGGGUCUGCGGUGAGAUGGAUUCUCCAGGCUCAGCGCUGCGCACUCAGGCCUUCACCCUCAUGAUCUGGGUUGCCAAGGCUCUGCUGGUCAGAUACCACCCUCUGUCUACAACACUGACGGACAAGCUCUUCUCUCUGCUCGACAACACCGAUCUUGGUUCGAUGGCGGCGGACGGCUUUUCGCUGCUGAUGAGCGACUCCGCUGACGUCCUGAACCGGGCGUGUCACGCAGACGUACGCAUCAUGUACCGCCAACGUUUCUUCAGUGAGAAUUCAGCCAAACUGGUGCAGGGCUUCAACGCAGCUCCCCAAGAGAAAAAACCAAACUACCUGAAGGCUCUGUCCAACAUCGUCAAUAAGCUGCCCAAGCAAGUUCAAGUGACCGAACUCCCAGCGCUCCUGUCGCUGCUGCUGGAGGCCUUGUCAUGUCCCGACGGCGGCGUCCAGCUGUCCACUCUGUCGUGUCUGGAGCCCGUCCUCGCCGACCCUCCGGCGGCGCUCAUCCAACAGCUGGAGGCGCUGGUCAGCAGGCUGCUCGCCCUCACCUCCAGCCCAGCCAUGGAUGUGAGGAUCGCCUCCUUGCGGUGCAUCCAUGCACUGUCACGCUUCCCUGUACACGAGGUUUUGCCGUUCCGAGCCCAAGUGUUGCGAGCUCUGGCCCGACCCCUGGACGACAAGAAGAGGCUGGUGAGGAACGAGGCGGUGCAGGCACGAGGAGAAUGGUUCCUCUUGGGGAGUCCUGGGGGGAGGUGAUUUUCCAGACCACUUUCAGCCAAUGUGGAGCAAAGCAGAAAUGGGAAACGUCGGUUCCAGGAACGUGGAACCAGGGCCAAAGCCGUGGAGUCGAUGCGACAGCGGCCUAUUCUUACUGAAAGUCUGCACCACCCACCGUCACCCUGUUCUCUGGAGCUUCCUGCACACUUCCAAUCACCAGACCCCUCCAUCCGUCUCCCUUUUCCUUUUUUAUUUCUCAGAUGUUUUGUUUUGACUGCCAGGGUUUUAAUAAACGCACAAAUAAGAGCAUAUGGACUGACCCUGAGGUUAAAAAGGACAAGUCAUUUGGUUACUUUUUAUGUCAACAGAUUAAUAAAAUAAGACAAAUAAUACAUAGUCUUUUCAAUGAGUUAACAGUUAAGGGAUAAAAUGUUGUAUUUUUGGUGGGUUUUUAAGAUCCCAUCAUAUCGGACUAAGAUCGAAUGAAAUGACUUUUGCCGUUAAAUGUAGAUGGCUGACAAAAACCUUAAAAUUCUGCAGUUUUUUGGGGUUUUUUUGGGACUUUGUAAGACUUUGAGGUUCCGGAAACAUUUCGUCUUGAUUGUAGAUGAUGUGGACUUUAUGGAGCAGCUCUGAAAGCCAUCAGGCACCGACGGCGUCCGGUCUUCUCAUGUCUUGAAGCGUUUGUAAUGAAGACCUGGGCUGCAGCUGACCUCCGGUAGCCAAGCACCUCCACUGACAUGAGCGCAUUUUUUUUUUAUGACUCAUUUAAUGUAAUAAGUGUCAAAGUUAAUGUAUGUCGAGAGCAUUAUGAUUGUGAUGAACAGCACAUGAACAUAUGCCUUGUAUUCACACUGUUUGGAAGAAGUCGAUGCUGUCGUUCAGUUCCAACCUCACACCAACUUAUGCCAAGGAAAUAAGACCAUGUUUAAAUGUCUAACUUAAGAUGUCAUUAAAAGUCGAUUUAACAAAUC